Molecule: messenger RNA, 2064 nt
Organism: Musa acuminata subsp. malaccensis (wild Malaysian banana)
Lineage: Eukaryota; Viridiplantae; Streptophyta; Magnoliopsida; Zingiberales; Musaceae
Product: cytochrome P450 90D2
Biological process (GO): sterol metabolic process; brassinosteroid homeostasis; multicellular organism development
Molecular function (GO): oxidoreductase activity, acting on paired donors, with incorporation or reduction of molecular oxygen, NAD(P)H as one donor, and incorporation of one atom of oxygen; iron ion binding; heme binding
Source: RefSeq, a predicted model, not a curated record
CUCUUUGCUCUCCUUUGCCCCCCUCCCCCCCCACCUCCUUCUCUCUCUUCGAUCCGUCGUCGUCCUCAUCGUAGCGUGCUGGAAAACGCACACAACCAUCCAAAACGACAGAGCUUUGCAGCAUGGAUAAGUUGUUGAUCAUAUGGCUGGCAGCAUCAGUUAUCGUGGUGACCGUGAUCCUCUGCAAGAGUCGGAAGCUGAAGAGGAGAACGAGAGCUGGUCGUCUCCCCAAAGGAGCCCUCGGCUGGCCUCUUAUCGGAGAGACGCUCGAGUUCGUGUCCUGCGCCUACUCGCCUCGCCCGGAGAGCUUCAUGGACAAGCGCCGUCUCGUGUAUGGGAAGGUGUUCAAGUCGCAUAUCUUCGGAAGUCCAACGAUCGUGUCAACCGAUGCAGAAGUCAGUCGGUUCAUCCUGCAAAGUGACGAGAAGUCCUUCGUGCCAUGGUAUCCCAAAUCGCUCACGGAGCUGAUGGGGAAGUCCUCCAUUCUGAUGAUCAACGGGAGCCUCCAAAAACGAGUUCAUGGCCUCAUCGGCGCCUUCCUGAAGUCCGGCCACCUCAAGAGUCAAGUCACCAAAGACAUGCAGCGCUACGUGCAGGAGACCAUGAGCAAUUGGAAGGAUGGGCACCUCAUCCACCUCCAAGAUGAGGCCAAACUAAUUGUUUUCCAAAUCCUGGUGAAAGGAUUGAUUGGGUUGGAGCCAGGAGAGGAAAUGCACAUCUUAAAGCAACAAUUCCAGGAAUUUAUUGCUGGUUUGAUGUCUUUGCCAGUGAAGCUACCGGGAAGUAGACUUUAUAGAUCGCUGCAGGCAAAGAAGAAGAUGGUGAUGCUGAUCCAGAGGACCAUCCAAGAGAAGAGGAUGAGCGAACCUCGGUGCCCUCCACGGGACGUGGUGGAUGUUCUGCUGAAUGACAGCAACGAUCAGUUGCCCGACGACCUCAUAUCGGACAAUAUGAUCGAUCUGAUGAUACCAGCGGAGGACUCGGUGCCGGUUCUUCUGACGCUUGCAGCCAAGUACCUCAGCGACUGCCCUCUUGCUCUCCAGCAACUGGAGGAAGAGAACAUGCAAUUGAAGAAGAGCAAAUCUCUCCUCGGGGAGACACUGCAGUGGACCGACUACAUGUCCUUGUCCUUCACACAAGAUGUCAUAACAGAGACGCUGCGUAUGGGGAACAUAAUUAGCGGCAUCAUGCGCAAGGCCAUGAAAGAUGUGGAGAUCAAAGGGCACCUGAUCCCCAAGGGAUGGUGCGUGUUCGCCUACUUCCGAUCGGUCCACCUCGAAGACGACCUCUACGAGGAGGCCUACUGCUUCAAUCCAUGGAGAUGGAAAGGCAAGGACACGAGUACUUGUGGCUUUACUCCUUUCGGUGGUGGGCGAAGGCUGUGCCCGGGGCUGGAUUUGGCCAGGCUGGAAGCUUCCAUCUUUCUGCACCAUUUGGUUACUGGCUUCACAUGGGUGGCUGAGGAGGACCAGAUCGUGAACUUCCCCACGGUGAGGAUGAAGAGAAGGAUGCCCAUCAUAGUGAGGAGGAAGAACUGAGAGAGGCUGGCUGGUUGCAGUCACAACACAUGUUGACACAAAAGAAACAAUUAGGGUUAGAGCAAUGUGUUGUGUCUCCACCACUACUACUGCUUCCUCUUGGAAGCUCACAAUGUACACAGAAAGACCCAGCAGUGAAAUUGGUUAGAGAAGGUCCUUGUGUAUUUUGUGCAUGGCAUAUCAGUCCAUGGCAGAGAGACGGCAGUGUACAAGUGCUAUAAAUAAAAUUUUCCUUCUUUUUAGGAAAAAGGUUGAAUGAGAUAAAACAAGGUCCACAGCUCCCAAGAAAAGAAUUAAAUGUGGUGGAGAGGUUAAAAGUGAGUUACGAGUUCUGAAGUUUGACCACAGCAGCUUUGUGGCAGAGAAGACUUUGGAGUUGAGGGAGCAUGCAGGACCUGGAGAAAUUUAUCAUCGAGCCUAGAAAAGCUGCUUUAGCUGCAGUGGCGGGAUCCGUCUCUGUGGCCUGUUUCUGCAGUUGCUGCCCUUUUGAGAGAGAAAAAUGCGCUGAAGUGGGGCUGAUUUCCUG